Messenger RNA from Arachis ipaensis, 1155 nucleotides. RefSeq lists its product as uncharacterized. The record is from RefSeq and is a predicted model, not a curated record. Lineage: Eukaryota; Viridiplantae; Streptophyta; Magnoliopsida; Fabales; Fabaceae.
AUGGCAACCAUUGCCGACGCUUUAUCCUGUUUGACUAUUUCUCCUUCAAACAUUCACAAUACCCACCAAGCUUCCACAUCUAAUGGUCUACCUUCUCAAACUCAACCAAAUCCCAAGGGAAGCAUCAAUGCUAUCACCCUUAGGAGCGGUACCAAAUUAGAUGAAGUUGGUCUUGAGCCUACAAGUUUGAGCAAUGAACCCCACAAUGAAGAAAUAGAAGAAGAAGUGAAGGGGGUUAGUGGUGAGAAGGAGGAUGUUUCAAGAGAGGAGGAGGAUCUAUUGAAGGUCAAGGAACCCAAAAGGAAGAACCCUCUUGAAGAGACUACACCAAUCCCUUUUCCAACGGUGGCUAAAAAGGCUAAGAAGCAUGAAGACUUUGACCCUAAUGUGGUGGAGAUCUUCAAGAAUGAGGGAGUUACCAUUCCUCUUUUUCAAGCCAUCCAACAAGUUCCAAAGUAUGCCAAAUUCCUAAAGGAUGUUUUCACUCAUAAGGACAAGAUUGGUGAGCUAAACAAAAGUCCGAUGAAUGAUUCUAUUUUUUCUCUCAUUCCAGAAAAAUGUAAUGAUUCCGGUCCUUGUUUGGUAACUUGUGUGAUUGGUGGGAUGGAGUUCAUGGAUUGCAUGUGUGAUUUGGGAGCUUGUGUAAGCAUUAUGCCUCUCCCUAUCUAUGAGAAGUUGAACUUGUCGCCAUUGAAGAGGUCUGGAGCAAGAUUUGUGUUGGCGGACAAGAGUAUUGUGUCGAUUGUAGGAAUUGCGGAAAAUAUGUUGAUCAAUAUUCAAGGGUUGCUAUUCUCGGUAGAUUUUCAUAUUUUGGAGACCCCUCCAAUUGACUCAGACAAGCCAUCCUCUAUUCUCCUUGAGAUACCAUUUUUGAAGAUAUCUCGAUUCAAGUUGGAUGCAUUUUCGGGAGCUUACUCGUUUGAAGCCGAUAGAAAAGUAGUGAAAUUCACUUUGGAUGGAUCCAAGAAGCCAACACUUGAAGUAUACUCUAUCUUUGGUUGUGACCUAAUUGAAGAGCAAGUAAAUGAGACUAAUGGGGAGGAUAAAGAAGCAAAGGUUGUCAAGGAACCUAAGUCAUUGGACCACACACAACCCAAGCAUGCCAAGGAGUUGGAAAUUUUCCUCCUUGGAGAGGUCCCAAUUGUUGAUCAAUGA